Molecule: messenger RNA, 4630 nt
Organism: Mugil cephalus (flathead mullet)
Lineage: Eukaryota; Metazoa; Chordata; Actinopteri; Mugiliformes; Mugilidae
Gene: st8sia2
Product: ST8 alpha-N-acetyl-neuraminide alpha-2,8-sialyltransferase 2
Exons: 6
Coding region: 483-1646 (387 amino acids)
Biological process (GO): N-glycan processing; oligosaccharide metabolic process
Molecular function (GO): alpha-N-acetylneuraminate alpha-2,8-sialyltransferase activity
Source: RefSeq, a predicted model, not a curated record
UCCACGCCGCAGUCUGACGCCUCCUCGCUCUCCCUCCUUCUCGGGGAGCCAGCAAACACCUGGAGAGUGAAAUCAAACUGGCUCCGGCGAAGAUGGAGAGUUGGCCCCUGCGCCUUUAAGACUGCAUGUGGUCCACAUCUCGCUGCUCCCAUGGCAGGCUCUGUGGGUGCACGCUUUCAAAGUUUGACUGGGGAAUAGAGGUAACAGUGGAGGAGGAGGAGGAGGAGAAGGUGGAGGAGGAGGAGGCAGCGGCAGCAUCGCCCCGCCGGGAGUGAGACAAGAGAGGAAGACGCACACAUUGAACAUCUGAGGUGGAGGGGAAAAGGACCGCGGCUCGUCUGGGAGUGUCCGGCCAGAAGAACAGAGCGACAGAUGACUGAGCGGAUUGCCGAUUUAUAAAUGGAAAACACAAGAAGGUUAAUAUAACACAGUGUUGGCUGAAAAGGAGGGACUCCCGGCUGCAGCCUGCCCCCCCCUCAGCCAUGCCUCUCGUAUUCCGCACGCUGCUGUUCGGCUUCGUAACGCUGCUGGUUGUGCUUUUGAUAAUUGAUGAUAUUGCAGAAGUGGAAGAAGAAACUGCAAAUAAUGGACAUUCAAAGAAGAUGCACUUACACCGGCUCAUCCCUAAACCCCACAGAAAGGCUGUGGUGCAUGUGGAUCCCACCGCACUGACGAGGCCGAGCGUAGAGACGGGUCGUGAUCGCCCGAGCUGCAAUAACACUGCCAAACACUCGUCAAGCAGCUGGACUUUCAAUAAGACCCUCUCCAGCCUCAUCAGAAAGAAUAUUCUGAGAUUCCUUGACCCGGAGAGAGACAUCUCGAUUCUGAAGGGCACGCUGAAACCAGGAGAUAUCAUCCACUACGUGUUUGAUCGCCACAGCACCACAAACAUCUCGGAAAAUCUCUACCGUCUCUUGCCAACUGUGUCUCCCAUGAAGAACCAACAUCACAGGCGCUGCGCCAUAGUAGGAAACUCUGGGAUCCUGCUGAACAGCAGCUGUGGACCUGAGAUUGACUCUCACGACUUUGUUAUCAGGUGUAACCUGGCGCCAGUGGAGGGCUACUCUCAGGAUGUCGGGUGGCGGACCAACCUGGUGACCAUGAACCCUUCGGUGGUGCAGCGGGCCUUCCAGGACCUGGUCAGCGACGAGUGGAAGGAGCGCUUCCUGCAGCGCCUUCGAAGCCUCAGCGGCAGCGUGCUGUGGAUCCCGGCCUUCAUGGCCAAGGGGGGAGAGGAGCGCGUGGAGUGGGCUCUCCGCCUCAUCCUGCUGCACACCGUGGACGUACGCACCGCCUUCCCGUCACUGCGCCUUCUUCACGCUGUCAGAGGGUACUGGCUCACGAACAACGUCCACAUCAAGCGUCCGACCACCGGCCUCCUCAUGUAUACGAUGGCCACUCGCUUCUGUGAGGAGAUCCACCUUUACGGCUUCUGGCCCUUCCCUCUCGACCCGCAGGGCAAACCCGUCAAAUACCACUACUACGACACUCUGAAGUACGAGUACACGUCCAGCUCCAGUCCACACACCAUGCCCCUGGAGUUCAGGACAUUGAGCACGUUGCACAGACAGGGGGCGCUCCGGCUCCACACUGGCACCUGCGAAGCGGAGCAGAGACCGAAGCGGGAGGAUCUCCAGAGCAAAUAGCUGGCUGGGAGAUCUCCAUGGAAACCCGCAUACUUGACUGAGCAGACCUAGAACAAACAGUUUUCUUUUUGCUUUCAUGAAACUUGAAUUAACUUAUUUUCAGCGACGGGAAUGAACGUUUUCUAUUUCAAGCUCUGAGAGUGAGUCAUUUCACUGGUGUGUUUUACCUUAAUGAGAUUUCUAUGGCAACUGUUUACCCUCUGGGCUCAUUAUUACCUGAGGCUACGGGUUUGAGGGAAGCAAACACAUAGACUUUUCUGUUGGGGGGGAAAAAAAGGGAAAUCCCAUUUUACAUUUUUAAUAUCUGUAAUCUGCUGAAAAAAAAUGUGGUACGCAUCUUACAGUGCUCAAUUUAACAUUUUUUAUAUACAGUGAAGGAUCCGUUAUUAAAGCACUAUUAAAAUAAUAAUAAUAAUAAUAAUAAACUAAUAAUAAAAACAAUGAUUGAGGCAAGAGAGGGUUAAAACUUUUUUUUUUUUUAGAAAUGGGAGGAUUGUUAAUAUUCCCACAUAAUAGGGCUCCUUUAAAGCUGUAAAAUAUCAACCGACAACAUGAAGGGCUGCUGAAUCCAUGGCUCCUGCAAGUCAUUGGUUGUGCCACAAGAUGGAAGCACUUACUAAUCAGGGAGACUGAUGACAAAAGCUCACCGACAUUUGUUUUCAAAAUGAUAAACACUUUUGCUUCUAACAUACGUGAUAGGAUGUUCGACAUAUCCUGUAACGGAGAACAUUUUGUGCUUUCUUGUGAAGUACCUUAAGCCGCGCCAGGACGGGUCAUUUACAAGCAAACACUCAAAACGUCCUGUGAGGUCACCUAGAGAACCAAAAUGAAGGAAUGGGAGGGCUUUGGAUUGUACUUUAACGGCUGUGAAGAUAAAGGAGUGUGACAGCUGUUCACAUGCGAAUGUUUACUCAGACUCAGCCAACGGUAAACUCACUCUGCAGACUUUCCUCAAAGAGCACCAGCCCCGUUUCUGCACUGGAAAUGUCGGCUCUGUGGUCAGACAGCUGUAAAAGCUCUUUUUAAAAUGAAUGUACUGGUGAUUUUCUUACAAACGCUGUGUGAAAUGCACCUCGUAAUGUGCUUUAAACGAAUUCCUGGUCACAAUUAAUAACCGUUUCAGUGCAGCAACUCUGAGAGGAGGACGCGCUGGAAACUCUUACACCUUUAUAACUUGAACUGAUGUAUGAAUUGUACUUGUAAAGGGAGUUUUUUUGAAUUAAAACGAUGUAGUAGAUUGAGAAGUAUUAGUGGAUUCGAUGCUAUUUUGUGCCUAAUAAAUCUCCGUUCACAUGCCCAGAACGAUGGAAUAAGAGUGACAGGUUUGAUUUAAUGUUGUCACUUCUGAAAACCAGUUAUUAAUUAUACACUAUAAACGAUGUAAACACUAUACAGUAUAAUCAGAAUGUGCAAAAAAAAACAAAAACAAAAAAAAAAACUAGGCUGCAGACUUGUCUUUAAGUAUAAGUGUUCAGGGAAGAAACUUUUUCAAUAUUAAUUUUAAGGCCAAUAGCGUACCAGUGGUUACAACCAAUUAUAUUUUUAUACUUCCAAGUAAAAGUGAUUUUAGCGGUCGACUCCGGGCGUUAGGCCAGGCUGGGUAAUUUUUCAGAAAAUUUUCAAAAAAUUCAAUAUGUCUCCGUUAACAAAAUUUAACAGAAGCAUUUGAAAUAUUCCGCAGGUAAACAAGCAGCCUCUCAUGUGCUCCCAGCCAUGUGAUUCGCCCAUAAAAGUGUUGUUCUGACAGGAUGUUGACUCGCAUGUCGGCCUUAUCACGCCGCCAAUUAAGUUAAGAAUAGACAUGAAAGUUGUACCAGAGACGUCAGCAGUCUGAGGCAAUGAAAGGGUUUAUUUGUGAGGGCUCGUCUGAGCCUGGCAAAAAAUAGAAGCAUUCUGUGACCAACACUAUUAAGUUAUUUUACCCAGAACCAGGAAUUUGCCACCGUUUCGAAGACUCGUCGACAUGUCGUUCCUGGUCUGGAGACGGUUGUGUUGCGUAGGUUUAGAUUUCGCUCAUGUGUAACGUGUGCUAACUUCCGUCCGAAACACCUAGCAAACAACUGCUAGCUCCUGCAUGUCUGUCGCGUCUCAUAUAAACUUGAGUGUAUUUAAACUUUUGUUUUUGAAAUACUUAGUAUGACCACUGGACUCUUACAUUUUACAGUUACGACAGUGUGAAUGUAGUGGAAAACACACAAAAAAAACAAAAAUUCGUCCCUUAAAACAGUUGAACACUUCAAACGAAGCAGUUUUAUUUCAGUAGUGUUUCAAAGAAGUGGAAACUGAGGAAACAGACGUGGAUACAAAUAACAUCUGCGUCACAAAACCAAAGCGAGCGCUCGUUUUCCAUAAGCUCCCGAAACGAUUCGAGCAUCUCUCGGUUUAAAAUGUGGGAUGAGACAAAUUAGGUCGAGACGUCGUAGCUGCCACUUUGAUUUAUUUUACAACAGUGGCUUUCUGCAGCGGAUGAUUCACUUCUAAUAAAAAUCCACAAUUAGCAACUUUACACACACAUAAAAUGAGAGACAUUGUCAGCUGGGGGACAUAUAUACUCGCCUGAGACAAAGUGAGCAGAGACAUAAAAACAGAUAUGCUGCUUUCUGCAUUUACAGUGAAACGUGACAUGGUACAGAAAUUAGUCAGUCAGUCUGGUGGAAAACACGUGUAGUAGCCAACACUGUACUAAAUAACACCAUAUAAAAAUACGUUUGAUUCACAUAAGAUUCAGAGAACGGUUCUAUCAGACAUCCACACUCUCUCCUACAUCCUCCAGUGUAAUAAAAUAACUUUUAACAAAGGAAAAAAUAAAACGUACAAGGUUCUUUCUCCUGGAAAGAAGAUGUUGAAUAGGUUGCACAAGAUUGGUUGUUGUUUUUUUCUUUCUUUCUUUCUUUCUUUUCUUAUUAAACCAUGGAUGGAGGUCAUUUGGGAACAGCUGCACCUGUGGGCCACGGUGCGCUAUCGAAUAACAGUUUGGAUUAAAA